Molecule: messenger RNA, 1695 nt
Organism: Phoenix dactylifera (date palm)
Lineage: Eukaryota; Viridiplantae; Streptophyta; Magnoliopsida; Arecales; Arecaceae
Biological process (GO): N-acetylglucosamine metabolic process
Cellular component (GO): membrane
Molecular function (GO): beta-1,4-mannosylglycoprotein 4-beta-N-acetylglucosaminyltransferase activity
Source: RefSeq, a predicted model, not a curated record
GAGCCUCGUGGUCGUCUCCCUCGGCCGUCUUCAGCGGCGAGAGCAAGAGAGGAGAGAGAAGAUAGAGAGAGAGAGAGAACGGAGAGGAGGAAUCUGGUGUUCGAUUUUGACCUCUUGAGAUGACUAGAAACAAGCAGGUGCGUUGCUCGACCUCAAAGCCAUUCCUCCAUGUGUAACAUUCUUAAUGGCCAGAAGGCUCCUCAAAGCUGUGGUGCCCAAGAGAAAACUCCCCUCUGUAGCUGUACUCAUCCUCCUCCUCCUCCUCUUCCCUGCAUGCGUCGUCGCACUCUUCUUCCAUGGCCAUAAGAUCUCCUACUUCCUCCGGCCCAUUUGGGACACUCCGCCACGCCCCUUCAUCCGCAUUCCCCACUAUUAUGCCGAGAAUGUGUCCAUGGAACAACUCUGCCACCUCCAUGGCUGGACUCCUCGCCUCCAUCCACGCCGUGUGUUCGACGCCAUUAUCUUCAGCAAUGAGGUCGACCUGCUUGAAAUCCGGUACCAUGAACUAUUUCCUUAUGUGCAUAAGUUUGUGAUCCUUGAAUCGAACACCACCUUCACUGGCAUUCGCAAGCCACUCUACUUCCUCGAGAACCUCCAGCGGUUCGAAUUCGCAAGCUCAAAGAUCGUCCAUGAUGCAUUGCUAGGCGACAGCAGUCGCAGGUGGCACAAAGAUCCCUUCCGGUUUGAGUCUAGGCAGCGAAAAGCACUCGACGCUCUUCUCCGCAGGUCAGGGAUCAGCCCAGGGGAUGUCGUGAUCAUGGCGGACACAGAUGAGAUAGCGAGCCCCCAGACAGUGCAGCUGCUGCAGUGGUGUGAUGGUAUACCACCAUUGAUGCACCUGGAGCUCAGAGAGUACGUGUACUCCUUCGAGUUCCCGGUGGGCUGCGGUAGCUGGCGAGCCACAGCCCAUGUUUACAGGCAGGGGACAGGAUACCGGCACUCCCGGCAGACAGACCUGAUCUUGGCUGAUGCUGGGUGGCAUUGUAGCUUUUGCUUCAGAAGGAUCGAAGACUUUGUGUUCAAGAUGACGGCAUACAGCCAUGCAGAUCGAGUGAGGUGGGCGAGCUUUCUGGAUCAUUCAAGGAUUCAGAGGAUCAUUUGUGGUGGAGAAGAUCUGUUCGACAUGUUGCCUGAGGAGUAUACCUUCAGGGAGCUGUUUCAGAGGUUGGGCCCUAUCCCAAAAUCAGCUUCAGCUGUUAAUCUUCCUUCUUACUUGAUAGAGAAUGCCGAAAGGUUCAGGUUCUUGCUGCCUGGAGGAUGCUUAAGGUCAGAAUAAUGGGGUUUCUUCCUUUGUGCUUAACCCUUGGCUGGGGUACAAGGAUCUUCAUAGAUGUCAGGAUGAGUGUAGGCAGAUCUCCAAAGCAAGUUAGCUGAAGAAAAAGUUUUGGUUAGUCAGGUUGGUGCAAAUUGGACUGCUGAUAUAGCUAAACCCAGUCACCUUAGAAUGUGGAUUUCAUAAGCAAAGAUCAGCACCAACAGUAUUUUGACAGUAAGGUUAUGAAGGAAAGAUCCCCUUGGUGACGCUUUCUUUUUUUCUAAAUUAUAUUUCCUUGCUUGUAGAUAAUCGCUUAAUGAAGAGAAUCAGAAAGAGGAGCUUUCUUUAAUUGAUCAUUCUUUUUUCAAUGUCCUUUUAAUGUUUAUUAGGGUGUAAUGAGUUAUAAGGGUUUAACCACAAAAUGAACCGAUCUUUACUUA